This is a messenger RNA of Aspergillus ruber CBS 135680, 1283 nucleotides long. RefSeq lists its product as uncharacterized. The record is from RefSeq and is a predicted model, not a curated record. The transcript has a single exon. Gene Ontology annotation, molecular function: protein binding. Bases 1 to 1194 code for a protein of 397 amino acids. NCBI's taxonomy places the organism in Eukaryota, Fungi, Ascomycota, Eurotiomycetes, Eurotiales, Aspergillaceae.
AUGGAACAACACACCCUUCGCCGCCGCGGUCUUGCCCUCCAAGGGGUUGACCCUGAUCGCGUCUCCCCCGGCUACGUCUUAUACACACCACUCACCUCUAACACCGUGCACCUCAUCUCAACAUCCGGUGAAGAACUCCACCGAUGGGCCCUGCCCUACCGUGCGGGUCGCCACGCGCGCUUCUUGCCUGACGGCAACCUAGCCUACAACGGGGUGCACCCAGACCCGCCGAAGAUGUUCCAGAUGUGGGCGAAAUAUCGCGGGGGGGUUAUGAUGCAGGUAUCCCCCAGUGGAGAGAUCCUGCGGGAAUACCAAGAUCCACGGGCCCACCACGACCAGAACCAUCUCGACGACGGGAAUCUGCUGUAUACAACGCUGGAGCCGCUGACGGCUGACGAGGCCGUACGCGUACAGGGCGGCAUACCAGGGAGUGAGGCACCUGGCGGAACGGUAUACGCAGACUGUAUCAAGCUGGUCAGUCCCUGGAGUGAAUCGACUCGGUCGUCAGCAGCAGACUUUGAGGGCGGCGGUACGGGCGGCGCAAAGCUGCUGUGGUCAUGGCGUGCGAUCGACCAUCUGGAUCCGCAGCGCUUUCCUCUCCUCGCGGACUAUCCGCGUGAGCACUGGCCGCUGAUUAACAGCGUCUCGUUUGAUUCCGCGGGAAACAUUGUCGCCUCUCUGCGCAGCACAUCAGGGGUCAUCAUUAUCAGCCGCCAGACGGGCCAGAUCCUCUGGCAUUUGGCCUCCCCAGUCGUCAGCCAGCAGCACUGUGCGCAGGAGCUCUCCUCGGGUGAUAUCCUGAUCUUCGACAAUGGGGUCUAUCGGCCUGGCAUCGCGGUACCGUUUUCACGGGCGAUAAUUGUUUCUCGCGCGACUAAGGAUAUUAUUUGGGAGUACAAAGACCGCUGCACAGGCGGGAUCGGCUUCUUCACGCCGUUCAUGGGAUCUGCACAGAAGCUGGCGAGUGGGAAUGUGCUGUUGUGUGAGGCUGCCACGGGCCGGAUACUCGAGGUCACGGAGACGGGGGCGACAGUAUGGGAAUUUGUUGUGCCGCAGUUGAAUGACUAUAAAGGUAUCAUGGCGGAGGGUGAGUUGCACGAGAUGGAACAGAUGGGCUUUGCAUAUCAGAGUAAUGCCAUCUUCCGGGCGUACAAGUAUCGACCGGAGGAGGUACCGUGGUUGAAGGCUGGCUAAAUGUUCUCCUUUAAAUGAUCAGAAUAACUGUCACUUUGGGUUUACAUAUUCCACAUUAGGACUUUUCUUGUCUAGAGUCAUAUCGUUUG